This is a messenger RNA of Aphanomyces astaci, 1048 nucleotides long. RefSeq lists its product as hypothetical. Lineage: Eukaryota; Oomycota; Saprolegniomycetes; Saprolegniales; Verrucalvaceae. Bases 37 to 381 code for a protein of 114 amino acids. The transcript is spliced from 3 exons. The record is from RefSeq and is a predicted model, not a curated record.
UGAGUGUAGAAAUCAACCGAAGUCGGACACGAGAAGAUGGCGACGACAGGCAACACGGAGGGCGUGGUCCAUGAUGCAUCCAAGCAGCGCUUUGCGAUCUACUCUACCGCCGACAACCAAGAAAUCGGCUACUUGGAGUACGAGCAGCGCCAACCGACGUCGAACACGACAGUGCUGGACCUCCAGCACACGGUUGUCCAUCCCGCAGGCAGGGGCCAGGGGUUGGCACAGAAACUAUGCGACGCAGCGUUCGUAUACGCGCGCGACCAAGGCUUCAAGGUCAUUCCAACGUGUUCGUACAUCAGCGACACGUACUUGAAACGAUCGACGCUCCCUGACGCGGCACACCUCGUGUACACCGGACAACAAGGCGACAACUAACUACAGUACUACUAGUACUCGUCACUAGUAAGCCAGAGAUUGCAUUAACAAGUGUGUCUUAAUCGGUCUUGACAAAGCCGUCGACGGUAGUAAAGUCGUUGUAGAAUGCCUUGAACAGCGCGACGGACUUCUCGACGUCGGAGACGCCGCACAUUUCACGGAUGCUGUGCAUGCUCAGCUGGGCCACGCCCACAUCGAUGGUGCGGAUACCCGUGUGCGUCGACAAGAUCGGGCUACAUCCAUCACACACGACAUCAGAAAUCUAACAAUACAAAGCUACUACCAUACAAAUAAUCAUAUAAAUAAUAAUAAAAAUAAUAUAAUUUCACCAUUUCACAUACACAAUCGACCGACCAAUCAAAACCCACAACAGUUUCAAGUGGCCAAUCAAACUCGUGCAUACUAGCAAAUCCGUAUGACUUCAAAUAGUGUGAAUGGCAAACUUGACAUACACUAAUAAUAUAGUAUAACUACAACACACACCGAUAUAGAUGGAUUUGGCGAAAAUCAGCAGAAAUAUACACCUCUUUGAGCUGAACGGCACCAUUCAUAAAAUAUAUAAGCUCCUCCACAUCCAUAUAUAUAUACAUAUACCCUUUCAAAACGACAUGCCGUUCAAGUACUAUAUAUAUAUAUCACAACAUAUACAUAGAAGUUGUAUGUUUAC